Molecule: messenger RNA, 1071 nt
Organism: Leopardus geoffroyi (Geoffroy's cat)
Lineage: Eukaryota; Metazoa; Chordata; Mammalia; Carnivora; Felidae
Gene: ADAT3
Product: adenosine deaminase tRNA specific 3
Exons: 1
Coding region: 1-1071 (356 amino acids)
Cellular component (GO): nucleus; cytoplasm
Molecular function (GO): tRNA-specific adenosine-34 deaminase activity
Source: RefSeq, a predicted model, not a curated record
AUGGACCCCGCCCCGGGCCUCGCGGAGCAGCGUGGGGACGAGGAGGCCGCGAGCCCCCAGCCAGCGCCCGCGCCGUGGCAAGCCCUCCCGGUCCUGUCCGAGCAGCAGUCCCAGGACGUGGAGCUGGUGCUGGCCUACGCCGCGCCCGUCCUCGACAAGCGUCAGACCUCGCGCCUCCUCAAGGAGGUGUCGGCCGUGCACCCGCUGCCCGCCCAGCCUCACCUCAAGAGGGUGCGGCCCAGCCGCGAUGCCAGCCGCCCGCACGCACUGGAGAUACUGCUGUGCCUGGCGGGGCCGGCCCCGGGUGCACGAUCGCUGGCCGAGCUCCUCCCGCGGCCGGCCGUGGACCCUCGCGGCCUGGGGCAGCCCUUCCUGGUGCCCGUGCCCGCCCGGCCGCCCCUGACCAGAGGCCAGUUCGAGGAGGCGCGCGCCCACUGGCCCACGUCCUUCCACGAGGACAGGCAGGUGGCCCGUGCCCUGGCCGGACGGCUCUUCUCGGCGCAGGAGCAGGCGGCGAUGCAGGGCCACAUGGAGCGGGCCGUGUGGGCGGCGCAGCAGGCGGCCGCCAGGGGCCUGAGGGCCGUGGGGGCGGUGGUGGUGGACCCGUCCUCGGGCCGCGUGCUGGCCACGGGCCAUGACUGCAGCAGCGCGGCCAGCCCCCUGCUGCAUGCCACCAUGGUGUGCAUCGACCUGGUGGCCCGGGGCCAGGGGCGCGGCGCCCACGACCUCCGCCCCUACCCUGCCUGCUCCUUCGCCCCGGCCGUCGUCGGCCCCCAGGGCGUCCGCGCGGGCUCUGUGCGCAAGCUGGAGGAGGACGGGGACGCGCUCGGGGACAGCCUGCCCUACGUGUGCACCGGCUACGAUCUCUACGUGACCCGCGAGCCCUGUGCCAUGUGCGCCAUGGCCCUGGUACACUCCCGCGUGCAGCGCGUCUUCUACGGGGCGCCGUCGCCCGACGGUGCGCUGGGCACCCGCUUCCGCAUCCACGCCCGGCCGGACCUCAACCACCGCUUCCAGGUGUUCCGUGGUGUUCUGGAAGCCCAGUGCCGCCGGCUGCACCCCUUCGUGUAG